AGCUUCACUUCAUUGUGCUCGUGCACUGAAACUCAUGAGUGUCCCUCACCACAGACCAGUCACGCCAAAUCUGAAGCGCAGAUUGAUAGUCGCCGAAGGAUUCAUCUCGCAUCAAUCCAUCCAGGAUUGGAUUACGCGCUAAAUCCUCUGCACUGGGAUUCAGAUUUUGUUCCUCUGAAGAUGCCCGCUUGUGGAUCGCAGAUUGGGGACAUUCGCGGAAUUAAACGAGCUAAAGGCUGUGUGGUGAUAGCUGAAGCCUUCCUAUGAGGUGAGCAUAUUGGUGUGGACCCCCGGCUCCCCUCCCAGCGCCAGCAGCAGCAGCAGCAACAGCAGCAGCAGGACUAAGGGAUGUCACAAGUAUUCCUCCUUCUGACCCUGCUCAGUUUCUCCUCCUGCAUCCAGGUCUCAUCUGCUGCAUCCCUCAAAACGUUGAUGGCAAGAUGGAUGAUGUACCGAGAUGAAUGUUUUCGAAAUAUUAGCAGAGAACCACCGAUAACAGGUCUUGUGUGCAACAGAACAUUUGAUAAGUAUGCCUGCUGGCCGGAUGCACUGCCUAAUACUACAGUGAGUGUGGCCUGCCCCUGGUACCUGCCCUGGCACAAGGAAGUCCGACAUGGGUUCGUGUAUCUGGAGUGUGAUGCAGACGGACAAUAUAGCAAACAGAAGAAUGCCAGCGAAUGUCUAUCACGUGACCCCACACAAAUCAACAUGCAACACUACGGACGGAUCCUCAGUCAGUUCCGGACCAUGUACACCAUUGGAUAUUCCCUUUCUCUUGCGGCGCUGGUGCUGGCAUUGGGCAUCCUGGUGGCCUUUAGGAAGCUGCACUGCAUGAGAAACAACAUCCACAUGAACUUGUUUGCCUCCUUCAUCCUGCGAGCCUCUUCUAUUCUCAUCAAAGAUGCCAUGUUGGAAAGGCCUGAUGACUUCCAUGUUGGUCAGGACAUCACCACUGAACUGGAGGUGGAGUGGCUGGUUAAAAACGAGACGGCGGUCGGCUGCAGGGUUGCAAUGGUGAUGAUGCAGUACAGCAUACUGGCCAACAACUACUGGCUGCUGGUGGAGGGCAUCUACCUGCACAGCCUUCUGGUCGUCACAGUCUUGACAGAGAGGAAUUACUUCGGCAUCUACCAGUGUAUCGGCUGGGGUGCCCCUCUGAUAUUCGUGUUGCCGUGGGUGAUCGUGAAGUACUUGUAUGAGAAUGAAGAAUGCUGGGUGCAGAAUGUUAACAUGGAGUACUGGUGGAUUAUUCGUUCGCCAAUCCUGCUGGCCGUGUUGAUUAACUUUUUCAUCUUCAUACACAUCAUCAAGAUCCUCGUGUCCAAACUGAGGGCGCACCAAAUGAGAUAUUCUGACUACAAGUUCCGGCUUGCUAAGUCAACCCUCACCCUGAUUCCGUUACUGGGGAUCCAUUCGGUCCUGUUUUCAUUUGUUACUGAUGAGUCUACCUCACAUGGUGCUCUAUCCCUGCGCCUAACAAAGCUAUUCAUCGACCUCUUCUUCAACUCCUUCCAGGGGCUGCUGGUAGCCAUCUUAUAUUGCUUCGUCAACAAGGAGGUUCAGUCUGAGAUUCUGAAGAAAUGGAGACGUUGGAAGCUUGGGAGGGACAUAGAGGAGGAGUACCGUCACACCUACAGCCAGUCCCUUCAGAUGAAGAGUGGCAGCAUCAUGGUCCCUCCUUCCAACCUCUCGCGGCUGCCUGAUAUCGCUACCACUACCUCCCGGCUCGGCAGUCCAGAAGAAAAGCAGAUGCUAGUGUCCAACAGCCAGAAUGGUAUGGGCACUGGAUUGCAGUUCACCUCCACACCACAAGAUAGUUCCACCUGCAGUUCGAUAACAGAAGACAUAGGAAAGUGUUGUAGCGUUCAACAGGACAAUGCCAAGAGCAAUCUGUGAGCUCCAGAUGUCUCACAGAAGAAGACCCUUAUCCCAACCACCCUCGCUUCUUCUGGCUGAGGGUCCUGAAGCAAGGAGCAAGAGGCGUGUGAAUGUGUGUGUGUUUGUGUGUGAGUUUGUGAGAGCACUGUCCUCUCUGAUGGACGCAUGAUGGGCACCCGUUCAUCACGUUACAAUGGUGCUCAGUUGACAUUGUCCCAGUCAGACAGGAUCAGCGGUGAGCAGAAGGUGGACAUAUGUUAAAGAUUUGCACAAAUGUACAUGCUAACAAACUCAAUGAUGAAGAACAGAGUCUUACCUCUAGUCUUAUAUAGCUGUCUGUGAUGUUGAUGAUUUAGAAGAGAAAACCCAAUAGGACUGCAGGGUCCAAGAGGAACCAUCACAAGCAAACAUCUAUGACCAGCACCUCUGGAUGAAUGGAAGAUUAAGAAAGAGACUUAACUGAACUUGUCAAAAAGUUAACUAAACCGGGUAAUGCAUUCCAGAGUGCAUAAGCUCCAUUUGAACCGAAGGAACCCCACAUGUCCCUGUAGAAAAGACUGACUUGGACCUGACUUUCCAUACAGGUUUAUGCUAAUAUGGUGCCGAUGGACCAGCAAAGCCAAAAAUGGGUGAAGCUGAUUGGUCAAGGACAUUAUGCUGGUUAAGUAAGCAAAGAAGCCUUGUGGUGACACCAACACACCAGCAUUUUUGUUUGCAUAUAUUUUGGAAUCAAUUGAUGCUUUUGGGUACAUGUAACACAUAAAGCUGUGUUUGUGUAGUUUAAUUAAAACCAUCUUUGUCUUUGUUAGAAAUUAAUUGCCAAGCUAAGCUAUAGAUAUAGACUGAUCAAGUAUUGACAGGUAUUACCCGUGUGCCUUUUUCUGUAGGUCAUAGACCCCAAUAUUAAAACAGAAACACAAAGAUUCAUCUUGCAGAGUAAGUGAAGUACAAAUCAGUCACCCAAUCCUCAGAGGUGAAAGUUGCUUAAAGCAGAUUCUGUAUAGUGAACAGGACUUCAGGCAAACAUUAGAUGAAUGUGCCACUAUUAAUCACGGCGAUUUGCUCCCUUCAAGAAAAUAUGCUUGGUAUACUCAAGCAUGCAAAUUACAGCCAUAUGUGAAAUGCUUCAAAGGGUCUGGGUCAAUGCCUUAAUGGAGUAGUAUGACAGAUCUGAUUUCCCUGUGUCAGUGGUCAGAGGAGAUGACUGUCCACCAGAUAUGUUGAUAUGUUCAAGAGUCAGUAUUAGUUAGCAACUGCUUCUUUUCUCGCAUACUUCUCAUCUCCCAAUAGGCAUUCAAAUACUUUGCCAUAGAGCUUUGAAAGAUGUUCAGGAAGUGUAGGAGGACGAGAGCCAGAAAGUGAAGAGAAAAUUUUGAACAAAUUACAACCUAAGACAUCGAUCAAAAUGGUUCCUCACUCAGAGGAUGUUUGUCAUGCUCAGUUCAAGAUAUGAUAUGCUAUAAAAAAAAUAAAUAAAUACGCAACCUCAAGAGACUGAUAUCAGAUUGCAGCGAAGUGUAGAGGUGAAGUGUGUAAUUUCUACGACAUUAGUGCCACCAAAUCUGUUUGUUUGAGUGGCCCAGCUGAGCCAUAACAAUAACAAAGAGUUUGGGGUGGGACUUUUUGUUUGAACCGUAGGGUUAAGGUUUGUCUGGUUGAUAUUGGCAAUUAAUCUAUGCUGGUAGAUGCUGUGACUACACCAUUAUAGAGGCAAAAAUCAUCUUUCCUCACUGACGACUAAACAUGUAGAUAUCAAGCAGCUACAUUUAAGUUGACUGAGAAUGCUAACAGAUGGGAUUUCUCAGUUAUUGAAAUGAACUUGGUCUGAACAAUUGGAACAUAGAGAGUCUGUUAUGAAAAUUAAUAUUUCCAAUUCUGUUUAGUGUCACUAAUGACGUAUAAAUUACAUACUUCACCUUUAAUGACAAUGAGCAGCUGAUGCCCCAUAUUGUGGCAUUUGUGUGCAUUAUGAUGCACAUUUAUAUUUUCUUUAGAUCAUCAAACACGUGAUGAUAAUGAUGAUGAUUUUCGCUGAUAACUAUGUGGGGCAAUUUGCACAAUUUUAAUUUAUAAUUGUUAAAUAUGUAGAUAUCGGUAAAUGCCUGUUGAGAUUUGUAAUGACUUUGUUUUGUGGUGUCUGUUAUUUGUGCACAUGGUGUGUAUUUUGUGCUUGUGUGUGCUUCGUGGAGAGUGAGAGAAACAUUUAGGUCCUGGUUUAGUGUUCAGUUAACUAAAAAGAGAAAAAUCUGGCAUUUUUUGACCAAUUUUGCCUUUUGAGUGAGAGAUAAUUCAGUCUUUCUGUGGUAAAGGUGAGAUAGUAGUGGCUAAUUUAUAAUAACUGCAGAUGAAAGACUCUUUAGUGCUUACAAAGUGCUAAACGUUGCAAAAUCCAGUUGGACUUUUUUCAAAAAGGGAAAUACUUCAUCGCCACAACGGAUCAAAGACCAUGAACUUAUUUGUUUGAGGUUGUCUGCCAAAACAAAACAUCCUGUUGAAUAUUUCAAACAGAUUUUCCAAAAUUGGCAUCAUGUAAUAUUAUCCAAGCAUGACAGUAAUCAUGGAAGUCGAUAAAUCAUGCAUUCAUGGGUCUGCCUUCUAUUUUCAUGUGAGUGUAAGGCCUGUUUCUUGCAGCCAAACUGAAGUGGCGCCAAAUUCUUCAGUGAGGGAGGCAAAGCAUCUGUUAUGCUCAUCUCUCUGCAUUCAAACUUCCGAACCUCUUGGAAUAUCUAGGAAUGAACUUGCCAAGAGUAUCCCAGGAGAACCCAAGCCAUGCUUUGGAAGCAGGAGAGAUGGAAAGCUGAAUCUGUGUAACAGAACAUGCAUCUGAUGAACUGAACCCAUUAUUUUUAAGUAUAUGAAUUGUAAUGAUGUUGCAUCAAAGUAUGAUAUUUUGAAACAGUCAAAACUUAUAUUGAUGUAUAUAUAGGAAUAGCUUACUCAAAGAUUCAAAAUUUGUCAUUCAUUAAUAAUGUUGUUUCAUCCCCGUAUUAUUUCUCCAUCACCACAAAAGGACAGACAAAAAAAAAAAAUUAAGUUGUCGUGACAAUCUUCCCUUUUGCUGUAGCUUUUAAAUUUAAAAUGUGCCAUUUCCAAACAGGUCGUGUUGCAUUUGGUCACAUGAUGCAUGAAAAUCAAGGAUGUCAGAUUCUCAUAAAAAUGAGUUUGAACUUUGGUUUGUUUCCCACCUAAAGCUAUUUUAUGGCUUCAGAAAACUUGGAGUUUACCGUAGUUCAAACAUCAUAUUGGCACAUGUUUGGCGCUUGGCAGUACAGAUCAUCUAAUUUUCUUGUAUAGAUGUCUAAUAUCUCAUUUGAAAUGUCAUGAAAUGAUUUGACAGAAUUGACAGAAUUUUCAAUUUUGAGUGAACUGUUCCUUUAAAAUCAAUUUGUUGGCAAGAACUCAAAAACAUGCUACUAUUUCAAAUCAUUUUCUUUGCAAAAAUGUCAUAAAAGAUCCUGUUUGCCCCUAAAAUAUAUAUAUUUUUUCUUUGACUGCAGUGUCUUUGGUUGAAUGUAUUGAAUAUUUCUUGGUAAGAAUUCCCCACAUUUGUAUUAUUAAUAUGAUUUUUUUUAUUAUUAUUAUUUAUCACAGUGUUGGUGUUUUAUAGUACACCUCAGCUACAUUGCAAAUGACUGAUGCAAAAUAAUAAAUCUAGAACACUCCCAUUAUAAUCAAAUACAAUGUAUACACUAUAAACAAACGGUGUUGAAACUUUGCUCUUUGUAAUGGGUGUGUUCUAAUUUUUGUGUUGUGUAAUUCGCUUGCUGUGUAGAAGGGCUGCUGGUAUGGUUGGCCAGACAUGGAACCAGAUAUGACAGAGAAGGCCUGCCAUGCUGUAGAUUAAAAUAUGUGCUUGUAUAAUGUUUUUUUGAUUAAUUAUGAUAUCAAGAUGGUGAAUAAAUAAAUUCAAAUAAUAUAUAUAUAUAUACAUUUAUACAAUGCCAUUCAUACAAUUUCAUACGAUCUGUUUACACUUCACUGAUGGUUAAGUUUAGGGGUGGAACUAAACAUAUUUUUUUCUAGUUUCUUUGUACAAAUUCAUACAAAAUCACAUAAUCGGGUUGGUUACUGUGAAUUUCUUCAAGCCUUGACUUGAUGUUUACAACUAUUUGAAGGUUAGCUCGAAGGUUACAUACCUAAACUUAACAAAUACCUUACUAACUAUUAAUAAGCAGAUAAUUAGGAGUUUAUUGAGGUGAAAGUAAGUGAAAAUUGGACCUUGAAAUAAAGUAUGACCAUUUGGGAACACUUUAGAUUAGGGAACACUAUUCACUAUUAACUAGUUUCUUAUUAGGAUGCAUAUUACAUAUUAGCACACUGUUUAUUAAUACUUUUAAAGCACAUAUUAAUGCACAACCAUCUAUACAACAACUACUUACUAUCAAUAAACAACAAAUUAGAAGUUUGUUGAGGGAAAACUCUUAGAACAUGUAGCUAGAAAAUGUAGCCCACCAUGUUCUAAUAUUCUCAGUACAGCAAUUGUUGUAAACCUGCCUAAACAAAUCCAAUGUUUACACUGGACUGGAUCGUUGAGCAGACAUGAAUUGCUUUGGUGCAUUAGCGCUUUAUUUUCUAAUCAGUUUAUUUAUCUCAAUCCUCUUUAAGGCUGUAGGCCAAGCUUCUGUCCUGCCUUUAACAAAACAAAUCUGUCUGUUUCACCAUAGACUUCUCACCUCUGUGGCUUUAAUACCUUGUCCGCUCUUUUAAAGAUUGUUGUGCAGGAGAAAGGAGCACAGUGUGGAAAACAGAUGUGUAGAGGUGUUGAUGCUCUGGGGAACUGCUGUUGUGCUUGUGUGAGACUGAUGCUGGAAUAAGACCUGAUAAGGGCAUUGUUAUCACAUGCUGUUUUAAAUGCAUGAAUCAUUUAUCAUAUCACCACAUUGGUCUGCCUCACAUUGUGAUUUGUGAUUCACUAUUAGAGCCUAACAAGGCCAGUGAAAUGCUUGAAACACAUAGUCAUCUGGUGUGGUUGGGGAGAUCUUGUUUCAUAACCGUCUAGUUAGUAGUCUUUGCUGUGUUUUCAAACCACACUGUUUGUUUCCUUCUAUCCUGGCAACUGCCAGGACAAUCCAAAUGAGGUGGUCCAUUAUCAACCCCUUCUGUCCACUGGGCCCUAAAUCAUUUCCACAUCAUUCAUCAUGCUCUACUAGAGUUUGUAGGCAGAUGGCACUUGGAACAGAAUCACAGUCGCUAAUGUGAACUGUAUGUUUAGAUGAAUGCUUUGGUAUGUCGUGUCACAAAUGUGUUCAAAUGCCAUUACAUUCAUAACAGCCUAAUCACACCACCGUAAAAAAAAAAAAAAAAAAAAAAUUGGAGGAAAGUAUUGUGUGUGGUAUGGAAGAACAGGAAUAGGGGUCAUGAAAUUGAUUUUUUUAGCAUGCAUAUUACUAUCAUACUAUAUCUGCUUUUUAUUAGUAUUUAUAAAGACAUAAAAAGACACAAAAACGUAUAGGCUCACUGGAAAAAUGUGCCUCUCUCUACAUUUUUGCAAAACUCAAAAAAAAAAAAAACUACCUAUAUAUACAAUUCACUGUAGUUUUCAACUGAAAUGAACACAAGACAGUAAAACACCAACAACUUUUAUUCCUUUUUACACAAAUAAUGAUUAUGGUUGUAGAUUAUCAAUUAACAAAGACUUAUUGUCUAAUGGUUGCUUGCACAAUACUAUGUUAUGACUGCAAAACACUUUUACUAUAGUGUUUGAUUUGUAAAUCAAAACAUUUAGACUUUUGCAUCACAUAACCAGCUCCAUAUGUAUUGCUUUUCUAUCAUAGCAAACUUGCUUGGUAGCUCACCUGGUACAGCAUUGCGCUGGGAAUGAAUUGUGAAACAUGGGUCAAGAUAAAAGAGCUCAAAUCUUACAAGUUUUUUAGUUAUCUUAUAAUCUAUUACAGUGUACAAAACAGUCAUGAAAACAAGAGAGAGCGAGUCGGCAAUACCAGGAUGACAUAAUUAAAUUAUUGUGCACAUAAUAUUGAUUCGAGUUUUAAUAUUUUAUUAGCUGACCAAACGCACAACGUCCGCAAAGAAAACUGUUCCUAGCAAGCAUAUAGCACUGACUUCAGUUGCCUGGAUUAGACUGUGUUAUCAGCUUUUACCUGCUGUUGUCGAGGAAUAGCAUACUUUGGAAUGUUGCGACUGACCAAUCAGAAUCAAGAAUUCCACUAAGCAGUGCAAUAAUUCGAUUUAAUUCACAACCUCGGGUGUGCAUUGCUUUCUAAUAUUUCAAUGGCCUGUCAUCAAUUAUUCCUUACUUAAGUAAUUGUUAAGUAUUACAAAAUUUCAAGGGACACAAUUUAAAACUGGAUGAAUGAACUUGAAAGGGAAUUUGUGAUGUUCGCACAUUAUGCACUUAAGUAAUUUGUUCUGAUUAAUCUCAGUGAUCUGCGCCUUGAUGAACCAGGCUUUGAAUGAACACUUAGAGCUUUUGUUUACAUCUGUACCUGCUGGUAAAAACAGCACACAUACGACUAGCCGUGCCCUCCAUCAAAUAAUACUGUGAAGUGCAAUUUCCGUCCCUUUAUUUCUUUAUGCUCAUGACGUACAGACAUAAUUGUCAAAAGUCAUAAUGACAAUGAUAGAGGGGCAAUUUUGUAUCUGCUAUAAAUAUUUCUCAUAAUGGGACCAUUGCUUCCUCUCAGGUUGUUAUCAGUUCCAUUAGAGCUUAAUGGACUCAUUCAUGAUGUGAUUACAGGGCACUUCUUACACAUGAAGCUCUUAAACCUUCUUCUCUGAGUUAAACUGGCUUACCUUGACUCAUGUUGACAAAGUAAGUGGGCUGAGUUUGUUCUGUUGUGUUGGUUUAUCAUUAAUUGUAAAUUGGCCUGAUAUUCGUCUCUAGAGAAAUGUCAGUGCUAUCAGUGCGAGGUAAUACCGUAAGUGGCGUAUUGAAUGCAUCUUUGUUCAUUACCACAGUAAGAUUGUACAAUGACUGAAUAACUAAUUUCUCAUUGCAACUCAUUAAGUGAGCAUCAUGAACGACAGGAUAGGCUUGAGCUAAUGAAAUCUUCACUGUGAUUCAGAAAUCUUCUAGAAUGACCAGAUUUACCCAUGGCAAUAUACUCAAAAAUGUAAGUAUGUUCCAGUUUUAGGUUCACUGACUUGAAAUGUAGUAUUCAUAAAAGUGAGAAAUUAAAUCAUUUAUUGUGCCCACUUACAGUACAGUACUAUUUAUUUCCACACACUGUUAGUACCAAUUCACUAGGAAAUAUUAUCUGUUCACCAUAAAAGUUAUUGCAUCUCUUCAGAGACCUGGUGUAAAAUGCUUAAUUUAUAUGGAUUACUUUUUUUUUACAUCUUUACAUCUUUUCAUGAAUUUUUAAAGCCUGAAAAUGUGGAAUUUUGGUUGCAUGGAUUUUCAAUGAAAAAAAAAAAAAGAUGAGAGAAUAUUAAAAAUGAAUUUGUGUUCCGAAGAUGAAUGUAUAAAGUCAUACAGUUUUUUUUGACCGACAUGAGGGUUAGUAAAUAAUGGCAGAAGUUUCAUUUUAUGGGUGAACAAUUCCUUUAACAGAGUAUAUCAAUACGUAACAGUGAAUGGUUGAAGCAUAACACAUAACACAUUUUAUGAGAGUGUUUUUAAGUGAUUAGGUGCAUUUUUUUUUUUUGUAUGCUGAAUUCCAGUCAGGUCCUCAUGACACUCAACCUUGGAGAGGGAAGAUAUCACCUUUGCUUGUUCUGUCUAGUCUUUUGGUUAGGAAUGUUUAUAGUUUGAAAAUCAUAUGAUCAUGUUUUAGCAAAGGAGAGUCAACUGCCACAUAGUGGGACUCCAGGGUCAUUCAGACAGAUUGCAACUUAAUCUGUGGCUUUUGCUUAUGUUUAAGAAAUUGUUGUGCUGAACCUUAUAAUUCCUUGCACAGAGACAGAUGAAGUCCAUGUUUGGAAAGUUUCUAUAUAAGUUUGUAAUGUCUUAGAACUGGUUCAAUUUAUUCCUAUAAUUAUUAGUGCUUCUGUGUUGUAGGUUGGUGCACUCCUUAAACUCAUUCGUAAAUAUGUAUUAUUUAUUAAUAUGAACUUAGUGUUCUUCAGAUUUUUAAAGAAUAUUUUUUUAGAACUUGUACUUGCAGAUAUAAUAUUAAGGCGACUUAAGAAAGCUUUUAAUUUUGUAAUCAUUUAGAGUGAAGCUUUCAAGUGAUGUUUUAAUUAUCUACUGUCAUGCUUUAAACAAGUACACUUAUUUUGAUGUUUGAUGUUAAACAAUCCUAAUUUUUUGACGAUAUGAAUGAUAUGAGUGGUAAAAUGACGACAACAUUUCUAUAGAUAUCAGUAGAGGCUCACCGGUGUCACGCCCCUGGACUGUUUUGUUGUGUUUUUGCUCCCCAUGUGUUCUGUGACCCAGUUUUUCCUUUGUCUGAUGGUUAAUUUGAUUCCAGGUGUGUCUCCUUAGUUCCCUCGUUAUGUCUUUAUAAGCCCCCGUCCAUUCAGUUUAUGUUUGUCGGUCUUUGAAUGUCUUCCCUGCCUGUGAUCCCUGUUGGACUAAAGACUCUAGUUUGUGCAAAUUCCUGGUUCCCUCGCUCCCCGUGAAGUGUGACAAGCGGACAGUGAUUUUAAGUCUCACCCAUUUGUCUGGUGCACAUUUCAGUGACAGAAUAUGAAACACAGGAGACAAGCAGAAUGUUAAGAGACUAUUAGACUCGCUGUUCAGCUGCACAGAUGCUACACAACUGUCAUACUAACACUGUUUUCCAUCCUAAAUCCACUGAGCCUGCAUUCUCACAUGCAAGUCUGUCUUAAAAACAUUCUCUACAUUAGAACUGGUUCUUUCAACCCAGGAGCAUUGAUUAAUGGGUAGUUAUGUCAUUGUGCUGUGGGGUGUUACCUCUGUUUGUGUCACGGUGGUGUUACAGGGAGAACGCAUGCAGUGGAGUAAAUAGUCUUUAAUAAAUGAAAACACAUGGGAUCAUAUCCAACAUGAAAGCUUGAACAUAAACCAAAGAAACACAGGGAACGUAACGAGUAGACCAGACAAAGGAGAACUGAACAGGCAGGAAUUAAUAAUCACAGGAUAAUUACAAAACACAGGUGCUGGGGAUUAAUCAAUAAAACUGAACAAGGACAGGAAGGUAACCAAAUAAGGAAACACAGGAAGAACUCAGGGCAGAACAAGACCAAAAACGUGGCAAUUUGACCCAGAAGAGCUAUAUGCUUCCCAUCUGGCGGUUUUAAAACCAGGAUCCCCUCUAUUGGUCUCCCUCAGUCUCACACUAUCUCCAUCUGCCGGUCUCCUCUAUGCACGAUUGCCCCUGAGCAAAGAUCUCAGUCACUUUCAGUUUUACACUCAGCGAUGUACAGAGCAUAUUUUCAUCUAUGGCUAGAUUUGUCUGCUAAUAUGCUGGCCAAUGUAUUGCAAGGGCUCGAUCCCAUUGCACAUAUUUAAAACCUCAGUACAGGGUCGACAUAGUUAACUUCAGAUAUCUAAAAGCCAGAAAACUGACAAUGGAGAAUGACAGUUAAUGGCCACUAUAUGUUGAAAUGCAACAUGUCAGUUUUAGCUGUAUUUAUUUAUUUAUUUUUGUUUGUUUUUGGCAAUCAAGUUAAAGAAUCCAACUAUUUUUAAUAUAUAGUCAGCCCUAAUUCUGACAAACUGACUUUAUGAAGAGAUGUUGAUAAUGGUAGACUGAAAUAUCAUAGAAGUUUGUUUAAUUCAAUGCAGAUUCUUUGUAAUUAUUUGGGACAUUUAAUACUAGCAAUUUUUGAGUGAAAAAUGUUUCAAAGUAAAUUCUACACCAUUUUUCUUUCAAAGUAAUGUAGGCUAUAUUUCAAAUACUCGGAUGAUACAGCCAUACUCGCCCUCCUUAAUGGUUACAGCAUAUCAUAAAUCUGUUGCUUAUUUCACUCAAUGGUGUACAGACAACCUUCUUCUUCUCAAUGUUACUAAAACAAAGGAAUUCAUUUUUGAUACACGGCACACAUUUUCUACUUCUCACUGUCCAUCAAUGACCAGUCAGUAGAAAUUGUUGACAGUUUUAGGUACCAUGGCAUCUUAGACAACAAACUAAGUUUUGACCAUCAUGUCACGGACAUUCAUAGACGCUGCCCCUAAUUUGUCAGUUCUUAUUGAUACUGCCAUCAUUCGCAGGGCAAAAACUAUAAUAAUAAACCCUAGCCAUCCUCUAAAUUUAUGUUUUACUCUUCUUCCAUCAGGCCGUAGAUAUAAACAGUUACCCCUCAAAAAAGCACGCUUCUGGGAAAAGUUUUGUACCCUCUGCUAUUACAAUGUUAAAUUCACAGGAAUCGGGUAGUGUGUAAUUUAAAGUUAUAUUGUUUUGUUGGUGCUACUACCUCCUGGGUAAUAUACGUGUAGGUCUGCUGACGCAUAUUUGGUGCAGCACAUGUGUAUCAUGUGCACUGACUCUGUAUAUUUGUAUUUGGUGGAAGUAUGUGUGUAUCAUUUAUGUGUGUAUUACGUGUAUUACAGCUCGGAUACAGUCUGUGGAAACAAGUUUCCUCUUUCUGGGGACAAUAAAGAAUGAAUCUGAAUCUAUAGUUACCUUAGUCUAUCCAUGUAUGAUAUUUUCCAGAAAACUAAAAGAAAAUACAAAUUUUCUGUAUAUACUGCAUAAGAAGGAGAAGGGUUGUAAAAACUCCUAUU
Messenger RNA from Onychostoma macrolepis, 12466 nucleotides. RefSeq names its product glucagon receptor a (gene gcgra). Gene Ontology annotation, cellular component: plasma membrane. Gene Ontology annotation, biological process: adenylate cyclase-activating G protein-coupled receptor signaling pathway; cell surface receptor signaling pathway. The coding region runs from base 349 to 1896 and encodes 515 amino acids. NCBI's taxonomy places the organism in Eukaryota, Metazoa, Chordata, Actinopteri, Cypriniformes, Cyprinidae. The record is from RefSeq and is a predicted model, not a curated record. The transcript is spliced from 14 exons. Gene Ontology annotation, molecular function: peptide hormone binding; glucagon receptor activity.